GGCGCCCAAUCUAGUCUACCGCUUCAUCGAGCAGACGCUGCAGCCAGGACCAGCUGUCUCCCUCAAGUGUAUAGCCACGGGCACCCCCACACCCCACAUUACCUGGGUGUUGGACGGCUUCCCCAUCCCUCCCUCUCACAGGUACGUGAAGGGGCAGUACGUGUCGGCGCACGGAGAGGUGAUCAGCCACGUCAACAUCAGCACGGUGCACGUGACGGACGGGGGGACGUACACGUGCACGGCGGAAAACGGUGCUGGGCGCGUGGUGCACUCGGCCCGUCUCAACGUGUACGGCCCGCCGCACGUGCGGCCCAUGGGCCAGGUGUCGGCCGUGGCCGGGGAGACCUUCCUCGUCACGUGCCCCGUGUCCGGCCACCCCGUGCACAAGAUCACCUGGAAGAAAGACGGGGUCCGGCUGCCCACCACCCACCGACAGAGGGUACACGCCAAUGGGACGCUGGUGGUGGAGCAGGUCACCCGCGGCACUGACGACGGCCAGUACUCCUGCACCGCCUCCACCAGGCAGGGCCUCUCCGACACCCAGCUCCUCACCGUCCGCGUCAUGGUGCCGCCCCGCCUGGCCCGCCUGGCCUUCCCGGAGGGGACGCGCGCGGGGAUGCGCGCGCAGGCCACCUGUCUGGUGCAGGAGGGCGACCAGCCGCUGACCCUCGCCUGGGCGAAGGACGGCCGGCCCCUCGACCCUCGCCUCGACGUCCGGACCUCCCAGCUCGACGCCUUCACCUCCAUCCUGGUGAUCGACCGCGCCAACGCCGCCCACACCGGCAACUAUUCCUGCGCUGCCACCAACGCCGCCCGCACCACCACCACUACCUCACGCCUCACCGUCAGCGUGCCCCCUGCUUGGGUGGUGGAGCCAGCCAGUGCCAGUGUGGCUUUGGGAGGCACCGUCGCCCUCCACUGCCUGGCCAAAGGCUUUCCCAACCCCACCAUCGCCUGGCGAAAGGAAACUGUUUCCGGAGAGUUCGUGGGCGUGGCCACUGGUGAAGGGGGCGUGGUCGGGUGGGAGAACGGGACCCUGGCGGUGAGUCGGGCGGACCACCGCCACGAGGGCCGCUACCUGUGUGAGGCCAACAACGGUGUCGGCGCCGGACUCUCCAAAGUCGUCACCCUCAGCGUCAACGAGCCGCCGUGGUUCAGCGUGAGGAGUCAGCGGCAGCAGGUGAUGGUAGGGGGGCUGGCCAGCCUCACCUGUGAAGCCCACGGUGACGUCCCCCUCGCUCUCACCUGGACCAGGGGGUCGGCGCCCCUGCCUCCGCUCCCCAGGUACGAGGUGUCGGAGCGGCAGGUGGAGGCGGGCCAGGUGUCGGAACUGGUUCUCCGGUCGUCCCAUCUCAGUGACUCCGGAACCUAUGUGUGUACCGCCACCAACACUCACGGCGCCCUCACCGCCGACUUCCACCUUCUAGUCCAAGAUGUGCCGGGUCCCCCCUCUGGAGUGACGGUGACAGAAGAGGGGUCACGUCACCUGUCACUCACCUGGACGCCACCUCAGGACUCAAACGCCCCCAUCACUGCCUACAUUGUCACCUACGACGGCCAGCAAUCACCUGGUUUGAGUGGUCCUCGAGAGGUGACGGUGGAGGGCGACCAGCGGAGGGUGCGGCUGGAGGACCUGCAGGCGGCCACCACCUACACCCUGACGCUGGUGGCUGAGAACCGUGUGGGACGGAGCCAACCCUCGGCGCCCCUGCGGGUUACCACGCACGAGGAGCCCCCGACAGGAUACCCUCAGGGUGUUAAUGUGGUGGCGGUGUCGUCGACAGCACUGCAGGUCAGCUGGGACCCCCCGCCCCACAACCUCACCCACGGCACUGUCCUUGGAUACUACCUGGGCUUCAAGGACGACAGCGAGGGUGAGGGCGGGGCGUACAAUUUCACGACGGUGGGCGUGGAUGGCGUGGGCGUGACCAGCGCCACCCUGGCCGGCCUCCGCCCGCACGCCCGCUACGCCGUGGUCCUGCAGGCUUUCAACUCCAAGGGCGCCGGACCCGCCUCCCCGCCCGCCCUCGCCACCACGCUGGAGGACAAGCCCAGCGCCCCGCCAGGUCACGUGACGUGUGAGAGCGUGACGUCAUCGAGCCUGGUGGUGACCUGGUCCCCCCCUCCCCCCCGCCACAGGAACGGCCUCGUCAUUAAUUACCGCGUUUAUUACUCCCACGCCACCCCCCACGAUGGUGUCGGGCGGAGUGGCAGCGUGGUGUCGGAGGGCCAGCGAGCGACACUAGCAGGACUCUUCCCUUGGACGAACUACUCCCUGACCGUCAGUGCCUCCACCAGGGCGGGAGAAGGCACGCCUUCCCACGCCAUCGUCUGUACCACCGACCAGGACGUGCCAGAGUCGCCGGCGCGCGUGAAGGCCGUGGUGUCAGGUCCGCGGGCGGCUGUGGUGUCGUGGGCGCCGCCCUCACGCCCACAUGGGCGUAUCAGCCGCUACACGGUGCACUGGGAGCCGGCGGGUGGGCGGGGCGGCCCCCACAGCCGGCGUGUGGAUCCUCACCUGACUCAUCUGACCCUUCAUGACCUGCCUCACACCACACACCAGGUGUGGGUGACGGCGUCGACCAGGAUGGGCGAGGGGCCGGCCAGCGCCACAGCGGUGGUCAAGCCUUCACACACAGUGCCCGCGGGCGUGUGGGCGGUGGGCGGGAAUGUAACAGCGGCGUGGAAGGAGGACGUGAGCCUGCCGUGUGGGUCGGUGGGCGUGCCGGAGCCCACUCUCGCCUGGACCCACCAGAGGAAGCUCAUUCCUGCCAGACACGACCGCUUCAAGGUCCAGCCUGACGGCACGCUCACCUUGGCUGACAUCCAGCGGGCUGACAGUGGCCAUUACACCUGCACUGCCACCAACCACCACGGCAGUGACACCGUCACCUACAACCUCACCGUCCUGGUGCCUCCUUCAGCGCCGUCGCUGCACGUCACAGAGACCACGUCCUCCUCCAUUAGGGUCCAGUGGAGCGUCGAGGACACAGGGGGCGCCGCCCUUCAGGGGGCCACCCUCCACUACAGGUCUGCUGGCGGAGAGUGGGUGACAGCAGCCGUGAACGGGGAGCAGAGGUCUUUCACCGCCAGGGACCUCCGAUGCGGCACUCUGCACCACUUCUACCUCACCGCCCUCAACCACAUCGGUACAAGUGCGGCCUCAUCAACAGAGGCUGCUCGUACUAAAGGCCGGCCUCCCGAGGCUCCUCCGCAGUUCCAGUUCGUCACCACUAACAGUUCACAAGCGACGCUGUACCUGGCCCAGUGGGGCGACGGUGGCUGCCCCAUCACCCACUUCAGCGUCCAGUACCGCCGGGACUCCAUCAGACACUGGACCACUGUGGGCAGCGAGGUGCCACCCGCCCGCACCUUUGCCGUGGGCGGACUGGAUGCUGGUGCCCGCUACGAACUGCGGGUAACCGCCCACAACGCGGCAGGAGCUACACCUGCCCACUACACUGUCACUACACCAGGCAUGGGACACACAGGAGUGGGAGGUGUGGGCGCUGGUGGGAGUGUGUGGGGGAGCGCCCCGUCCAGCUCCCCAGUGUGGCGUGACCCCCGGGUGCUGGUCCCUGCUGCAGUCUCCGCCAUGGCUCUCCUCCUCACUGUCGCCACCGUCUGCAUCUGCCUCAGGAAGCGUCCCUCCAGCAGCCCGGCACAGAAGGAGGUGCCAGACGGAGUAACAAGCGCAGCAGAGGAGAAGACCGCGAUGCAAGCGCGUGAGGAUGUCUACACCACCGUCAGGAGACCAGCUCCUACACCUCCCCAGCAGCAGCAGCAAGUUAUCAGAGAUAACACAGGAGAGUACAGCGAGGAGGAUCUUUACCCCUAUGCCACAGCAACCUUCCAGAUGGGUGGAGGGAGCCCCCCUCCCCCUGCGCCACCCUCACCGCCCACACACGCCCACCACCAACAACCACGUGGGCAGAAAGCCUUCACAGCUCUGGUCUACCAGGCACCUUCACUACAUGAUGUCGAUUCUCCUAACAUAAAUGAGCGCGAGCCCCGGCCACCGAGGGGGUUUCCUUACGAGGCUUCAGAAACAGAAGAAUAUGGCAGUGUACUUGACGCCGGGUCUGAUGCCCGCUGUCCACCCCAUCACCGCCGCCCCUUGCGUCAUCUCAGGACCAGGUCCCCCGCAGCGUCCGGUUCCCCUAAGACACGUCGGCCGCAGCCUCACCACCAACAGCACACCCUUCGCCCGGCACGCCACCCGAGGAGUCCGGCUGUAGGUCGUCGACUAAGUGAGGGCGGCUCCUCCAUUAGGGACCACACAAGUGAUGCAGAGUGUGACCUGCGCUGGUGAGGACAAUUACUACCGACAUCAAAAAUAAUUAAGACCAUUUGUGAACAGUGAUAUGGUUAGUAAUGAGGACAUUUGAGAAAAUCAAGACUAAUACAACCACCAAGUAAAAAUAAGAUAACCUUGGCUAACUAAUUGGCAACUUGGUAUUACAGCAUCAACAACACUUUGAUACCGAACUGUAGAUGAUGCUCUUUAACACUAGAUCAGUGCCGUUUACGUGAAGGUCUUGGCAUGCAAAGCCCAACAAAGAUUAUAUUAGUACUCUAACCACAGACAGUGAAGGGUGAUAUAAUUUUCUGUUUGCAGAACAGCAACAGCAGUCAAAUCGGGAUUUUUAUUGUUGUUGUCUUUUCUCAGUUUUGUUAUACAGGACACACUAAAUUCAAAUGCAGAAAAGAAGUUUGAGAAGCAUACAAAACUGUGACAAGCUAUCCUAAUUAAACUGAAGUACAGUAUGUUAAGUGUUAAAAUUUUUUACCAUUUUAAAAAUCAUAAACCACACAAAUGAAUGUCUCACACAUUAUAGUCUGUAUUAUUGCUAUACAAUUAUUUUACAUGUACAAAUUUUCAAUAGUAACAAAAAUGCAAGAACUACUGCAAGCAAAAUGAGGGAAUUUACUAUCAGGUUUUCACAAAAAUCCAGCACCGAAUGUAACGAAACACCUAUUUCUGGAUGAUCCUUAGCGACUCUGAAGCAUUCUUAUCGAGAUAGCGCCAUGCAAGGCAAGUGGGUCACAUCAGUCUGUUUGGCACACCGGGAACCAGAACCAAAACCUGGCUCCCCCCUUACAGAGGUACAGAGAGCAAGUGACAAUUCUCCACCCCCACUGGGAAAGCAUCCAGAAAACCAGCAAAGCUUUACAGACAACUGGAGCAUUAACAGAGACCAGAGCCUCAAAUGCCAAACAACUCCACAGACAAGUCACACAGAACAGAAACGUUCAAAACUGGUAUAAUUAUGUAAUUAUUACAUAAUAAUAAUUAUAAUUACAUAAUGAAUGCCACCACCAGGCAACCUGGCUUCCACAUGCAGCCAUCUUUCUUCCAUGUUCUGAAGCUGAUGAACAGCACAUCGAUUAAUCUACUAACCUGGUAGAGAGAAAAAGUCCAGGACCCACCGGAGUUUGUCCAAAAGAUGGCGUUUCAUUACAGUUAAUGCUGGAUUUCUGGGGAAACCUCUGGUGGCUCUGUGAAGCUAAACACAGACAAAAAAUGGGACUUGCCAGGGAGGAGAGGUGGUGUGCACUAGGACAAAGAAGAGAAUCCAGGCCGGAAGAAACAGCCCAAGGCAACACAUGACCAUUUGGGACCAGAGACAUUAACCAGGGUGCCAAAACCCCAAGCCUGGAUAUCAGCCCAGGAUAUGUUAGAGGAGAUUUUGGUCAGUGCAGCAUACUUGUGAACAUCAUGGGCCCAAGAGUAUAUCACAAGCUGGCUAGAUUUGAUGACACUGCAGACAACUUGGAAAACAAGCCUUGGAACAGGGGACCAAGGAAAUGAGAUCAACCAGCAAGGCAUCCACCGAAGCAGAACUGGUGACCCACAGGUAAUGUCGAAGAGUCGCCACCAGACAAGUGAUGCACCCCUCUAGACAAACCCAGCAUCAAUGGACCCCUCUGAAAGAUGGCCAACUCAUUCUUUGCCAGAAAAGAAGGCAGCUAUAAAUGAACAAACCACCCACCAGGACAAAAGGAGGAAAGCCCCCCACCUCUGGAGAAAAGCCUGGUGCAUCCUAACCCUACAGCCAGAGGCAAUAGUCAACAAAAACAUAGCUUUGAGAAAGAUAUUAAAAGCUGAAGGGGGAAUUGUAAAAUGGUGAGAAGAGGCAGGCCAACACCCAGUCAAGAGACCAGUAUGGCUCAGGAGCAGCAUGAGCUGUCUGAAGAUGAAAAAAUGCAUGAAACUACUUGCAGAAUGGAGCCAAGGAAAAGUCAACAAUAAACAGAAGCAGCAGUGGCUUGGUCAAUGCCUAUCGAUAUGACUCAAUAGUAUUAGGCAGGAGAUGCCGAUCUAGAAACAACUAAGAUGAAAAAGAACAAGCCAGCCUUAACGGAAACUUCCAAAAGACAACAAAGAAACAGUGGCAAAACGAACACUAAGCAAUCUUGAACCAGUGAAGUAGUGCACAUAGUUGAGCCUAUCUUCUGAGACAGGAACUGUCAGCCUGUAAAACCAGGUGCAUUUGAGGUGUGAUGGUCAUGUGGGAGGUUGGACAGAGAAUGAAGGUAUUCAAAUCUAAAGAUUGAGGAUAUGCCAUAGGUCUGCCAAGUCCCUCUUUGCCUGGUGACUGCUGCAUGUCAUAUGAACAAACAUGCGAGCCCAAGUGCACCCCAGAACAACCAACAAUCUCCCUAGCCAAGGGUCCAAACAGAGGAGGCAAGAACUCUUGAAUAACCCUAAGUGAAGCUCUCCACCUCGGUGGCCUGGCCUCUCAUGGAUAAACUCCCAAACACACCAGAGAUGUCAGCGCAGGGGCGGUACUAGCGGGCACCCUGGGAAGGAACGCAGAGCACAACAUCUCUAUAAGGAGGCCAGGUUUUGGCUGUGGUCCCCAGUAGGCCAAACAGAAAUCCCACAUCUGAUGGACCCCAUUUGCAUAGAGCAAUCUCUAAAUAGCUUCAGCAAGCCACUGGGGGGCUCCCCCCAGAAAUAAUUUGACCUGUUCGUUACAUAAAGUAUGAGAACUUUAUCUAGGUUUCUAUAUCAAAUACUAUAUAACUAAACUAAUAAUCAACAUUAACAAAAUAUACAAAGAAGCUAUGUAGGAACAUGGCCUCCCCUCCCCGUCCUCCUCCCCCCUGACCACACAACCAAGUACAUUAAUCUACAGUACUGUGUAAAAAGAAAAGUAUUUCCAAAACCCUGUUACUAAUAUUUCAGCAGUUGCUUAUCUGUCUGUAUAAACAAACUAAUUUUAGGAAUCUGAUUUAUAUACAAACAUGAAAUAAUUAAAAGUUAAUCUCUGCUAAAUGAAUGUUAAACCACAACUACUACGGGUCUCCUUUUGUAAUGAGCUGUCAGCCCCCCUCGACUAACUAUAAAUAAAAAAAAGUGCUUCCUAUAAUUUACUGUAUUCUCUAUGGAUUUUCAUCCCAAGAUUACCUUUAAAAGCAAUUGGAAGUAUUUAAACAAUAAAAUAUUAAUGAGGGCAUUGCUUAAACAAUACCAAUCCAAGCACAAGGAACUGAAUACAGUAGUUUCAUGGGUCACAGAAAAGUUGUUGGUUGCUUAUAACUUGGUUGCUUGUACAGCAAGUCCCUUGCCGGGCGCUGGUUACUAGCACGUCCCUUGCCGGGCGCUGGUUACUAGCACAUCCCUUGCCGGGCGCUGGUUACUAGCACGUCCCUUGCCGGGCGCUGGUUACUAGCACGUCCCUUGCCGGGCGCUGGUUACUAGCACGUCCCUUGCCGGGCGCUGGUUACUAGCACGUCCCUUGCCGGGCGCUGGUUACUAGCACGUCCCUUGCCGGGCGCUGGUUACUAGCACGUCCCUUGCCGGGCGCUGGUUACUAGCACAUCCCUUGCCGGGCGCUGGUUACUAGCACAUCCCUUGCCGGGCGCUGGUUACUAGCACAUCCCUUGCCUGGCACUGGUUAGUGUCUGGUCAGUUAGUGUCUAACUGUCUGGUCUCUUACUAAGUCAACAUCAGUUGCUGAUUAGUCCAGCUUCGAUUAGGCUACUCGGAAGUUGUGGCUGGCACUGCUAAAUUUAAAAAAAAAUUCAUGUUAGCCACUAGUUACUGAGUAACUUUAAGUUGCCUGUAAUCUUGUCUAACACUGGUAAACUGUCUCAUUUCCCAGAAGUUCAAAUCGGGCAGUGCAGUCAUAAAUCAGUUUUCCUCUGAUACUGGAUCAGUUAAUCAUCUGAUCAGACAUUAAUCACUGAUAACCCAUCCCAGAAUUAUACGUCUCCUUUGCCUCUUGAGUCUAUCUCUGUGAUAAUAUUGCCAAAUUUGUGAAUGUUAACAGCAAUUUAACUUCAGACCUAUAUCAAUCAUAUAAAGUACUUUGUAUUAAUACAUAUUAACUAUAUAUAUAUAUAUAAAUACACCAAGUAUAUUUGUUCUGUACAUAAAACACGACAUUGUUUUUGUAAAUAACUUCACAAACCUGGUGUUAUGUCUGAACAUGAAUUAUAUUUAUCUAAAUCUAUUUAUAAUGUUUCCAGCAUACAUUACAGAUUGAUUAAAGUUUAAUUUUAUCCUACAUUUUGGUCAUAAUACAGCUGCAUCAAUAACCAAACCCCAUACGUAUCACUGUGGCACUAUCUCUGAUAUAGGUGUUUAUAUUGGGGUAUCUUUAUACAGAUUACUCAUUAACUUUUCCGUUUGUAUGCCCUUGAUGUAUUUUUAUAAUAAAUUCAAAAUACAU
Molecule: messenger RNA, 8681 nt
Organism: Procambarus clarkii (red swamp crayfish)
Lineage: Eukaryota; Metazoa; Arthropoda; Malacostraca; Decapoda; Cambaridae
Source: RefSeq, a predicted model, not a curated record